CUCUGUGUAGUCUGUAAAGCUUACACGAGGAUUUUCUUGCUCCCUCUCUUUUUCUCUCUAUGAUAAUAAUGUCUCUCACACCAUUCCCUUCGGCCUUCUGUCUAUCUGUUUACACCUCUCUUUCGUUUCUUUUGGCUCUAUUUACUUACCCUCUCUCGAUGAUAACGACUUGAAAGUUGAAACCCACCUCAAAAAAGAAACAAAAUAUUCUCAAAUUAUUCCCUUCUAAGCCUACUGUCUUGCUCAUGUUAAGGGUCACUUCUCUCUCUCUUUUUGUAUGUUUCUUUUGAGUGGCCGUGAAGGUGUGUCAUUCAGCUGGUGCCCCGUCCUGAUGCGUGUUCCUUGGCCUGAUGGGUUCUUUUACAUUCAGCAGAAGUGAGAUCAAUAUGGUGAUAGACAGUGACAUUUUAUUUAUUGUUUACUUUAUCGUCUUUCUUGACACUUGGUUCUGUUAAUGUGGCUUGAUUUUCUUUAACAACACAAUGCAGGUGACCUCAACUUUUUGUUUUGUUUUGGUGUGAGCGUAUGCCUGGAGAUAAGUACAACUCGUCUUCGUCUCACAUCCCUCUCUCUCGAAUAGAACGGCUCUUGAGAGAAAGAGAGCUUAGAGAGAAGAGGAGGAGCAACCGGGCUCGUAAUCCAAAUGAAGCUGUUGGCAGUUCUGAAAACUCUGACAACGACCUACGUCUAGAAGGGGACAGUUCAAGGCAAUAUGUUGAGCAGUACUUGGAAGGUGCUGCUGCUGCGAGGGCGCAUGAUAAUGUGUGUGAGAGGCAAGAAGUAAGGCCUUAUAACAGGCAACGGCUGCUUGUAGUGGCUAACAGGCUCCCAGUUUCUGCGGUGAGAAGAGGUGAAGAUUCAUGGUCUUUAGAGAUCAGUGCUGGUGGUCUAGUUAGUGCUCUCUUAGGUGUAAAGGAGUUUGAGGCCAGAUGGAUUGGAUGGGCUGGAGUAAAUGUGCCUGAUGAGGUUGGGCAGAAGGCACUUACCAAAGCUUUGGCUGAGAAGAGGUGUAUCCCUGUGUUCCUUGACGAAGAGAUUGUUCAUCAGUACUCUAAUGGCUAUUGCAACAACAUUCUGUGGCCUUUGUUUCACUACCUUGGACUUCCACAAGAAGACCGGCUUGCCACAACAAGAAGCUUUCAGUCCCAGUUUGCUGCAUACAAGAAAGCAAAUCAAAUGUUUGCUGAUGUUGUAAGUGAACACUAUGAAGAAGGAGAUGUUGUCUGGUGCCAUGAUUAUCAUCUUAUGUUCCUUCCUAAAUGCCUUAAGGAAUACAACAGUAAGAUGAAAGUUGGAUGGUUUCUUCAUACACCAUUCCCUUCUUCUGAGAUACACAGAACACUUCCUUCACGUUCAGAGCUUCUUAGAUCAGUUCUUGCUGCGGAUUUAGUAGGUUUCCAUACAUAUGACUAUGCAAGACACUUUGUGAGUGCAUGCACUCGUAUACUUGGUCUUGAAGGAACACCUGAAGGAGUUGAGGAUCAAGGCAGGCUUACUCGAGUAGCUGCUUUUCCCAUUGGUAUAGAUUCUGAGAGGUUUAUACGAGCACUUGAAGUCCCUGAUGUCAUACAAAACAUGAAGGAGUUGAAAGAAAGAUUUGCCGGCAGGAAGGUGAUGUUAGGUGUUGAUCGGCUUGAUAUGAUCAAAGGGAUUCCUCAAAAGAUUCUUGCAUUUGAAAAAUUCCUAGAGGAAAACGCAAGCUGGCGUGAUAAAGUGGUGUUAUUGCAAAUUGCAGUACCAACAAGAACAGAUGUCCCUGAAUAUCAAAAACUCACAAGCCAAGUUCAUGAGAUUGUGGGAAGAAUUAAUGGUCGUUUUGGGACACUUACUGCAGUUCCAAUACACCACCUGGAUCGUUCUCUGGACUUUUAUGCUUUAUGUGCACUCUAUGCCGUCACAGAUGUUGCACUUGUUACAUCUUUGAGAGAUGGGAUGAACCUUGUCAGUUACGAGUUUGUUGCUUGCCAAGAAGCCAAGAAGGGCGUCCUCAUUCUCAGUGAAUUUGCAGGUGCUGCACAAUCUCUAGGUGCUGGAGCCAUUCUUGUGAAUCCUUGGAACAUUACAGAAGUUGCUGCCUCCAUUGGGCAGGCCUUAAACAUGUCACCUGAAGAAAGAAAGAAAAGACAUAGGCAUAACUUCCAUCAUGUUAAAACUCAUACCGCUCAAGAAUGGGCUGAAACUUUUGUGAGUGAACUAAAUGAUACUGUAAUAGAGGCUCAACUAAGAAUCAGCAAAGUCCCACCUGAGCUUCCACAGAAUGACGCGAUUCGACUGUAUUCAAAGUCAACCAACAGGCUACUGAUCCUGGGUUUCAAUGCAACAUUGACUGAACCAGUGGAUAAUCAAGGGAGAAGAGGAGAUCAAAUAAAGGAGAUGGAUCUUAAUCUACAUCCAGAGCUAAAAGAACCAUUAAAGGCAUUAUGCAGUGAUCCAAGUACAACCAUAGUUGUCCUGAGUAGAAGCAGCAGAAGCGUUUUGGACAAAAACUUUGGAGAGUAUGAUAUGUGGUUAGCCGCAGAGAAUGGGAUGUUCCUAAGGCUUACAAAUGGAGAGUGGAUGACUACAAUGCCAGAACACUUGAACAUGGAAUGGGUUGAUAGUGUAAAGCAUGUUUUCAAGUACUUCACUGAGAGAACACCAAGGUCACACUUUGAAACACGUGAUACUUCGCUUAUAUGGAACUACAAAUAUGCAGAUAUUGAGUUCGGGAGACUUCAAGCAAGAGACCUGUUACAACACUUAUGGACAGGUCCUAUUUCUAACGCAUCAGGUGUUGUCCAAGGAAGCCGCUCUGUGGAAGUUCGUGCUGUAGGUGUGACCAAGGGAGCUGCAAUUGAUCGCAUUCUAGGAGAGAUAGUGCAUAGCAAGUCCAUGACCACACCCAUUGAUUAUGUCUUGUGCAUUGGCCAUUUCUUGGGGAAGGACGAAGAUGUGUACACUUUCUUUGAACCAGAACUCCCAUCAGACAUCAUCCCAGCCAUUGCACGGUCCAGACCAUCAUCUGAUAGUGGUACCAAAUCAUCAUCAGGAGACAGAAGACCACCUUCAAAGUUGAUACACAACAACAAAAGCGGUUCAAAGUCUUCAUCCUCAUCUAACUCUAACAACAACAAGGCUUCACAGAGAUCUCUUCAGACAACAGAGAGAAAAAGUGGGUCCAACCAUAGCUUAGGGAACGCAAGACGUCCUUCACCAGAGAAGAUCUCAUGGAACGUGCUUGACCUGAAAGGAGAGAACUACUUUUCUUGUGCGGUGGGUCAUACCCGCACCAGUGCUAGAUAUCUUCUUGGCUCACCUGAUGAUGUUGUUGGCUUCCUAGAGAAGCUCGCUGACACGUCGGUUCCUAAUUCAUCAUCUGCAUCUUAGAAUCUUAGAAGGUGCCAAGUGAGAGCUCUUGUAACUCAAGAAGUCAUUGUUUUGUAACAAUAAGUAACCAUUGACCAGAUUCCUUUAGUGGUUUUGAUCUAAUAUAAUAAAGAGUAGAGCAAGUGAUGAACAAAGAACAA
Molecule: messenger RNA, 3506 nt
Organism: Brassica oleracea var. oleracea
Lineage: Eukaryota; Viridiplantae; Streptophyta; Magnoliopsida; Brassicales; Brassicaceae
Product: alpha,alpha-trehalose-phosphate synthase [UDP-forming] 1-like
Biological process (GO): trehalose biosynthetic process
Cellular component (GO): cytosol
Molecular function (GO): alpha,alpha-trehalose-phosphate synthase (UDP-forming) activity
Source: RefSeq, a predicted model, not a curated record